AUAAACCGAACAAAACGAAGCCAAACCAAAUUAUCAGCAACACACACACAUCACUGUCUCCCUCAUUGCCAAUAAUCUCACAAACUCAACCAUGGGCAACGACAAUGGCGAGGUUCACGUACUAUUCUUCCCCUUUCUUGCAAACGGCCACAUCAUACCCUGCGUUGACCUUGCCAGAGUCUUCGCCUCAAGAGGAACCAAAGCCACCAUAGUCACCACUCACCUCAACGCACCUCUCAUCACAAGAACCAUCGGAAAAGCUACCAUCAAUAUCAGAACCAUCAAUUUCCCUUCCCCUGAAGUCACUGGCUUGCCGGAGAAUUGCGAGAAUUCCGAGUCAGCACUCGCCCCAGACAAAUUCUUCAAGUUCAUGAAAGCCCUCGUACUGCUUCAGGAGCCACUGGAACAGGUGAUACAAGAAGAGCACCCUGAUUGCGUGGUCGCCGACAUGUUCUUCCCAUGGGCAACUGCCUCCGCCGCGAAGUUCGAUAUUCCUAGGAUCGUGUUCCACGGAUUAGGGUUCUUCCCUCUCUGCGUUUUGGCCUCCGUGAGACAGUACAAGCCUGAGGAGAAAGUCUCAUCUUACACAGAGCCUUUUCUGAUUCCCAAUUUUCCUUGUGAGUUGACCCUCACAAAGCUGCAAUUGCCUCAAGUCCCUCAGCAUGACAAGGUUUUCUGCAAAUUGUUGGAUGAUUCCAACGAAUCAGAAGUGACAAGCUAUGGAGUAAUCGCCAACAGCUUCUAUGAACUUGAACCGGUUUAUGCUGACUAUUACAGGAACCAGCUUGGAAGAAAAGCAUGGCAUUUGGGUCCUGUUUCUCUAUGCAACAGGGACAGUGAAGAAAAAGCAAGUAGAGGAAGAGAAGCAGCGAUUGAUGAACACGAGUGUUUGAAGUGGCUUCAGUCAAAAGAACCAAAAUCGGUUGUUUAUGUUUGCUUUGGCAGCAUGACAUCUUUCCCUGAUGCUCAGCUUAAGGAAAUUGCAAUGGCUCUGGAGGCUUCAGGGCAACCAUUCAUCUGGGUUGUGAGGAAAGGUGAAGGUGAGAAAUUGGAGUGGCUACCAGAAGGGUUUGAAGAAAGAAUGGAAAAUAAGGGACUAAUCAUAAGGGGUUGGGCACCCCAAGUGAUGAUUUUGGACCAUGAAGCUGUUGGAGGGUUUGUGACUCAUUGUGGGUGGAACUCUGUUUUGGAAGGAGUGUGUGCUGGGUUGCCAUUUGUGACUUGGCCAAUGUAUGGGGAACAGUUUUAUAAUGCAAAGUUUUUGAGUGAUGUGGUGAAAAUUGGAGUGGGUGUUGGGGCAAACACGAUGAUUGGAAUGGGAGGAGAGCCUGUGAAGAAGGAUGUGAUAGAGAAUGCAGUGAAGAGGAUUAUGGCAGGGGAAGAAGCAGAGGAGAUGAGAAACAGAGCAAAGGAGCUUGCAACGUUGGCAAGGAAAGCUGUUGAUGUUGGAGGAUCAUCUUCCAAUGAUUUUAACUCUUUGAUUGAGCAGUUGAGGUCGCGUUCACAUUGAUGUUAGCAUGUAGAAACACUUGUUUGUAAUAUGUAGAUCGUUUUUUCUAAUCAUCAUGAAUAAAUUUCCAACUCCUAGACCAAAACAUGGUGUUCUCUAGCAUGAAGUAGCAAGCAAAGUGCUAGACCAAUAUUUA
This is a messenger RNA of Lotus japonicus, 1646 nucleotides long. Its product is annotated as probable UDP-glucosyl transferase 73B6. The coding region runs from base 92 to 1510 and encodes 472 amino acids. The transcript is spliced from 2 exons. Lineage: Eukaryota; Viridiplantae; Streptophyta; Magnoliopsida; Fabales; Fabaceae. The record is from RefSeq and is a predicted model, not a curated record. Gene Ontology annotation, molecular function: UDP-glycosyltransferase activity.